AUGAAGUUUACAUCUUUAGGGGUGUCCCUCAUUUCACUCUUGGCUGUGCCGUCGCUAGCUGCGCCUUCAGACUUGGAGACGAAGGCCAGCAACCGAUUGGAAAAACGGCGGAGUAACCGUGGAGUCGAUGCUGAAGAGCCCUCAAUCUUCAAUGGACUUGAUGUGCCACCAUUGCUUCAGUUGACGCCGGAGAACUUCGAAGAGAAUACCAAAGACGGGACGUGGCUCGUGAAGCAUUAUUCGCCCUCAUGUGCUCACUGCAGAAAGGCUGCGCCCGCUUAUCAAACCACUUACGAGUUCUAUUAUACUUCAAAUCCUAUCUCACCAUCAUCCCUCAAAUCGCCUGACCCGAAAUCAUUGAACGGCUUCACGAGUUACUACAACUUUCACUUUGCCUCUAUGAACUGUCUGGCCCAUGGCGACUUCUGCAACAAGCUUGGUAUCAGUGCUUGGCCCACUUUCGCAUUCUACGAGGCUGGAGUCCAGAAGGACACACAUGUCGGAGCCAAGUCGAUUGCUGACUUGAGCAAAUUGAUUGAGGAGAAGCUUGAGGCCACCAAGCCCGGCUCUCGCCCUCCACAAGGUAUAAAACUGCCCGAGGUUGGCGCGUCCAGUGUGGACUCGUCCGCUGAACCGGAUUCUCCCGUCGCCAAGGAUAAAGACCCCAAGGCUGGCGCUCUUGCUGGUGAAAAACACAACGAUCAAGCGGCACAGAAGACCAAGGAAGUGGCCAAACCUGAGGAAAGCAGCAAACCAGACAGUGCUACCACUGUGAAAACAAAGCCGACUGGGCCUGCCCCCAAUCCUCAGGGCCUGUCUGUUCCAUUGACUGCGGAGAGCUUUCAGAAGCUGGUGACCACUACACGUGACCCAUGGUUCAUCAAGUUCUACGCUCCUUGGUGUGGUCACUGCCAGGCAAUGGCCCCCAGUUGGAGACAGAUGGCAAAAGAAAUGAAGGACACCUUGAACGUUGGUGAAGUCAACUGUGAAGUCGAGACUCGACUUUGCGCAGACGCUCGCGUUAAUGCAUUCCCCACGCUGUAUUUCUUCCGUGGGGGCCAGCGAGUCGAAUACACUGGCUUGCGUGGACUAGGCGAUCUUCUCUCUUAUGCGAAAAAGGCCGUCGGCCCAGGCUCUGAAAUUCAAGAUGUUGACGCAGCUACAUUCAAGGAGCUUGAGGAGACUGAAGAAGUCCUUUUCUUGUACUUCUACGAUGAGGCCACAACCUCUGAAGAUUUCCGGGCCAUGGAUCGCCUGACUCUCAGCCUCGUUGGCCAUGCUCGCAUCGUCAAAACCAGCAGCGGUGCGCUUGCUGAGCGGUUUAAGAUCUCCACUUGGCCCCGUCUCUUGGUGGUCCGCGACGGCCGGCCAAACUACUACAACGCCCUGGCCCCUAAGGACAUGCGCGAUUUCCGCCAAAUUCUGUCUUGGAUGCAAAGUGUCUGGCUGCCCAUUGUUCCCGAAUUGACAGCUGCUAAUGCGCGUGAGAUUAUGGAUGGCAAAUUUGUCGUUCUCGGGAUCCUUAGCCGCCGUCGUAACGAUGAUUUCAAGCAAUCAAGGCGCGAACUGAAGGAAGCAGCCUUUGAAUGGAUGGAUAAGCAAAUCCAACUGUUCCGGCUCGAACGCUCGGAGCUCCGGGAUGCCAAGCAGCUGCGCAUCGAGGAGGCCGACGACCGCAAUGAUCAGCGUGCUCUGCGGGCGGCGAAAAACAUGCGCAUCACUAUUCGCGAGGAUGACAAGAAACCCGUGGCGUUUGCAUGGGUGGAUGGAGAUUUCUGGGAGCGUUGGCUCCGAACUACUUAUGGUAUUGACGUCGAACAUGGCGAUCGUGUGAUCAUCAAUGAUGAGGAUAACCGUCGUUACUGGGACACCGCCUCUAGUGGAGCCCCAAUCAUGGCCUCUCGUACUUCCAUUCUGGAGACCAUCCCGCUCGUGAUCGCGUCUCCCCCCAAGCUGUCCUCCAAGUCUACCACCGGCACUAUCGAGACAUUCUUCUUCUUCACUCGCACUUUCAUCAGCAGCCAUCCCAUUCUUUUCUUCCUGCUCCUGGGCAUCACUGUGGCUGCUGUGACUGUCAUUGGACGGGGACGUUUGCUUCGCCGCGUCGCUCGCGGCGGCAUCAUUGGCAACAGUGCCGGCAGUGGAGGGUUCUUCCACUUGGAUGGCAAGGAGGGAUUUCUGAACGGAGGCUCGACCGGAAAGGUCGAUUAA
Penicillium oxalicum is the source of this 2211-nucleotide messenger RNA. RefSeq names its product putative disulfide isomerase. The record is from RefSeq and is a predicted model, not a curated record. NCBI's taxonomy places the organism in Eukaryota, Fungi, Ascomycota, Eurotiomycetes, Eurotiales, Aspergillaceae. Bases 1 to 2211 code for a protein of 736 amino acids. The transcript is spliced from 4 exons. Gene Ontology annotation, molecular function: protein disulfide isomerase activity. Gene Ontology annotation, cellular component: endoplasmic reticulum.